Messenger RNA from Rattus rattus (black rat), 5230 nucleotides. It is a transcript of the gene Mief1, whose product is annotated as mitochondrial elongation factor 1. The transcript is spliced from 7 exons. The coding region runs from base 635 to 2026 and encodes 463 amino acids. The record is from RefSeq and is a predicted model, not a curated record. Gene Ontology annotation, biological process: mitochondrion organization; positive regulation of mitochondrial fission. Gene Ontology annotation, cellular component: mitochondrial outer membrane. Lineage: Eukaryota; Metazoa; Chordata; Mammalia; Rodentia; Muridae.
CUCCCGCCUCCGUGCUCCCUGUCGAGUCUCCGUCGGCCGGGCGAGCGAGGUCGUGCCCCGGAAGUAAAGGGGCCAUGUUGAUGGGUGACCCCGAGAGAGGUACUGGGCGAGUUGCGAGUCCUGAGGAAAGGUAGCGCGUGGCCCGCGGCCCUCCGUUGUUUUUCUGCAUCUUUUGCAUCGCGGAAGACCCCCAGGGCCCAAAGGAAGCUGCUCUGCAAUUGAGAAAAAAAGGGGCAACGGUGGUUUGCCCAGGUUCGCUCUGGAAGUUAGCGAGAGUGUGACGCUUAGUCCUUGUCAGUCCCCCAUGGCCCCGUGGAGCCGAGAGGCGGUGCUGCGUCUGUACCGGGCUCUGCUGCGCCAAGGCCGAGAGCUUCGCUACACUGAUCGAGACUUCUACUUUGCUUCCAUCCGCCGAGAAUUCAGGAAAAAUCAGAAACUUGAGGAUCUGGAGGCUCGAGAGAAGCAGCUGGAGAAGGGCCUGGUCUUCCUCCAUAGCAAACUAGGAGGCCUUAUUUAGAAUCCUCUCUUUUCCCCUCCUACCCUAAUUCCAAGACGAGGACAAAGGUGCCUUCAGUAGAUACUCCUGGCUCCCCUACUCCACCUCACAGAUGCAUUAGGAAGCCUCAGGUGAGCAAUGGCAGGCGCUGGUGAGCGCAAAGGCAAGAAGGAUGACAAUGGCAUUGGAACGGCCAUUGAUUUUGUGCUCUCCAAUGCCCGGCUGGUCCUGGGCGUGGGUGGAGCAGCCAUGCUGGGCAUCGCCACAUUGGCAGUUAAGCGGAUGUACGACCGGGCAAUUAGUGCCCCUACCAGCCCCACCCGCCUAAGCCAUUCAGGAAAGAGGAGCUGGGAGGAACCAAACUGGAUGGGCUCUCCUCGACUAUUGAACAGGGACAUGAAGACAGGCCUGAGCCGGUCUCUGCAGACCCUUCCCACAGACUCUUCUGCCUUUGACACAGAUACAUUCUGCCCACCCCGGCCCAAACCUUUGGCCAGGAGGGGCCAGGUAGACUUGAAGAAGUCACGACUCCGCAUGUCCCUGCAGGAGAAACUUCUUUCUUACUACCGGAACCGUGCAGCCAUCCCUGCUGGAGAGCAGGCUCGAGCCAAGCAAGCCGCGGUGGACAUAUGUGCUGAGCUGCGGAGCUUCCUGCGGGCCAAGCUGCCUGACAUGCCACUCCGGGACAUGUACUUGAGUGGCAGCCUCUAUGACGAUCUGCAGGUGGUGACAGCUGACCAUAUCCAACUCAUUGUCCCCCUCGUGCUGGAGCAGAACCUGUGGUCGUGCAUACCUGGGGAGGACACCAUCAUGAAUAUCCCUGGUUUCUUCCUGGUCCGUCGUGAGAACCCAGAGUACUUUCCUCGUGGUAGCAGUUAUUGGGACCGCUGUGUUGUAGGUGGCUACCUCUCCCCAAAGACAGUGGCAGACACCUUUGAGAAGGUGGUGGCAGGCUCCAUCAACUGGCCAGCCAUAGGGUCCCUCUUAGACUAUGUGAUCCGACCAGCACCACCCCCAGAGGCCCUGACACUAGAAGUGCAGUAUGAGAGGGACAAACAUCUUGUCAUUGACUUCCUGCCAUCAGUGACCCUUGGUGACACUGUCUUGGUGGCCAGACCACACCGGUUAGCUCAGUAUGACAACCUGUGGCGGCUGAGCCUUCGUCCUGCCGAGACGGCACGCUUACGGGCUUUGGACCAGGCGGACUCCGGCUGCCGGUCUCUGUGCCUCAAGAUCCUCAAGGCCAUAUGCAAGUCCACUCCAGCUCUGGGCCACCUCACUGCCAGCCAGCUAACCAAUGUCAUCCUCCACUUGUCCCAGGAGGAGGCUGACUGGUCUCCAGACAUGUUGGCCGACCGCUUUCUACAGGCCCUGAGGGGACUCAUCAGCUACUUGGAGGCUGGAGUCUUGCCCAGUGCCCUGAACCCCAAGGUGAACCUAUUUGCAGAGCUCACCCCUCACGAGAUAGAUGAAUUGGGGUACACCCUCUACUGCUCGUUGUCCGAGCCGGAGGUGCUGCUGCAGACGUAGGCAGGUGAAGGCCCAGACUCUCUUAGAAACACUUGGCUACGUGGUUGGUGCCUCACAGGUCCCUAGGUGCCUCCUGUUUUGCUGGUAAUUGUCAGGGUCACUUCAUGCUGAUUAGAAUGACAUCCCUUCUGUUUUCCCACCCAUCCCUAUUUUUGUAACCAAACACUGUGCUCCUUGCCGCCUUACUCUAGGCUGAUUUUUUUUUUUUUUUUUUUUUUGAAACAAACAGAAGGUGUGGAGUGCUGGCCUCAGCCUUUGAGUGUUUUGUUUUUGGCCCAGAUUUCUUGCUUUUCUGUCUGCUAUGUUCUUUCUGUUCUGCCCCUUGGCCUUUUGUUCAAUGUCUUCUCUGUCUUUCUCUUGGUCACACCUGUUUGCUCUUGUCCCCAGAGCACAUUUGCCUAAUGAAAACGUUGCCUGUAGUUAAUGUCACAAAAGAGCAAUUGCAUGUUUCCAAGCUGAGCUCUGCAGCGGAAUGAGACAGUAUUUAGGUUUCUGGGGUGAGAUUGGCAAAGAACUUCUGCCCUGGCAAAUCAGUCUUUGACCCUGGUUCCAGGAAAACAAGGUCAUCUCCUCUCUCUACCUUAAGCAACUCCUGUUUAUCUGAGCUAAGAAUUUGAACCUGGGAAUGGUGCAUUGACCCACCCUGCAGGCGCCCGGUACAGCGGUUUUACUGGAGGCUUAUUGAGGUGCUUCUUCACGGCUAUCUGAGAGCACAAGGCUAGGCUUCUGAAGCUGAUUUGGAGAGCCUGUGUGUUCCCACUGUUUGUUUCUGUAUGUGGGCACCAAAGUCACACAGGGAAGGCCUGGGGACUUCACAGGGCACCUCUAAGAUGCUGGUUUCCCCAUAAUUGCUGGUGGAAGAUGGCCUUGCUUUAGCUACAGAGGCCAAGAGAAGGCAGAGUGUCAACUGAAACCCAGUGACCACAUUUACUUUCUUGACAGGCUUUACCUUUCUUAGGUGUUGCCUUAGUGCAAGAACAUACCCAGGCCAGUACCUCUCUCCUGAAGCCUAUCCUUCCUGACAUGAAAGAGUGUUUGCUGAGCACUAUAGGUACCCUGCAGUGCAGAGGGCACAUGAACACGCCAGCCCCGGUCCCUCACUUGGCUCCUCGGGAGAGUGGUGCUACCUAGGAAGAGAGUACAUAGAUAAGACACAGAAAAGAGUUGGGGCUUCCCAACUCUUGCCAUAAGAUUGCCACUUAUGACCAUGUAAUCAUAUCCUAUGGGUGGGGGAAGGGAGACUUUUAGUAUGUCACGUCAUGUGUCCUUUUUCUUCCGUUCACGACAAGAGGCUGACAGUAACUCUGGUUCUGAUUGCCCAUCUAGUAUUUUGUUCUCCCAUCAGGUCUUCUUUAUCUGUUCUUACUACCUCUCCAUCAGUGUGAUUCUGGUGAUGCACUCUCUGGCCGUGUUGGCCCUUCCUAAUGAGGGUGACACAAAAUGACUAUAAAUAGCACUGACCCUGCAGCAAUCCAUUUGAGUUAGGGCAGAGACACAUCCCUCUCCCCAUAGGUUAGGAGGUUGGGCCAAGCUAUAUUUAGCCUUUCUUCCUCUUUUCCCACAUGUGUGUAAAGAUUUCUUCAGGAGUUUCUCUUUGAUUUGUGUAUGAUAGUAUGAGAAACUUGAAAAAGAUAAAGCCAGAACCUUAACUGAAACAUGCCCUCCUGGUAGUUAAUAAAAAUGAAAUAGGAGCUGAAAGCAUCUAUUGCUAAGCUGAACUGAGUAGGCAGGGAAGGGCUGACAUGGACCAUCCAAGGUUCUAGGUGGCCUGUUGGAGGGAGAGUUGAUAGAGUCUGCAAAACAGUUAGAUAGGAUUUAGAUUUCCUGUCAUAAGUAUUAGGGUGACUCCUAAGCUGUCGUCUCUGAACUGAUUCCGUUCUGGAUGCCAGAACGAAUUACAAAUGAUCCCCAAAACUUGAAGAUGCUCAAGAUUCCAGAAGUCCUAAAUCACAGCCAUAUGUUACUGAAUUUAGGGAAAGCAAUGAAUUUAUUGUUUGCCAUUGUGAAUUUAGGAAAAGCAAUGAGUUUAUUUCCUGUCUUUAUGAACAGCUUUGACUUUCGACUGUGCUUUGUAAAACCAAAAUCAUGACUUGGUCAUCUUAUAAGCAAGAACCUCUUAGAAAUCCUCAGAACAAGGAAACGUGGGACCUGCUCUGUCCUGGUGGUUUGUGGAUUAGCUGGUGCGCCUUCUUUGCUGUCAUUCAUUGUCAUAAAUAUGGGAGGCAGCUACAUAAUCUGGGAUGCUUGGCUGGAAGAAAAGAUACCCUGCCCUGCUUCCCUCUAACACUUUGUUGAAAGACCCAGUCGGCCGUGCCACCACUCUGCCUUUCUCUCCAAUUACUCCCACUUUGCCUGGAGGAAAUGCCACUGUUAGGCCCUACUUCUAUCUGGGAGGUAUUUACUGCUCAUUACCCCGGUAACCACGUAAAUCCAGGUUUAUUUUGCUUCUUCUCUGUUGCUCUUUCCCAAAAACAGAAUUGAGGAUAGCAGUAUUUUUCUUUGUAUUAACAGUUGAGACUUAAGAAUAAAGAUAGAAAAACUGUCGAGUGGCCCAGCAUCUGGAGUUGACCCUGGCUGACUUUGCUCCACUGUAAUCCACUGAAGGGCCCGAAUGGCUAAGAUGAAUCAGCUUUAGGCUGGGGGUCCUGAGAGCAGGAUGCACCGUGUGUUCAGAGCCUUCUACCAAGGUACACUUCCUUGGGAUUUUGACUUGAUAAAACCAAGAACAUCUGCUACAACUGUAGAUUUUUUAGUAUAAAGCUCAAGGCCGAGGUAAAUGAUGAGGCACUUGGGAACAGAGUUGACCCUCGUACCAGGCUGGGCGGUUGUAAGCCUCUCAGACUAAGUGUCCAGAAUACCAGCAUGUAGAGUUCUAUAUUUAACUGCAGGUGGGAGUGAGGUGGGUGUCAACUUUUAUUUUGAUCACCUUGUAGUCUUUAAACCCUUGGUCUCAGGCCAGGUCCACAACUUGCCUUCCAGUCACUUGCCUGCCCUUCUCUGGUGGUCAUUGUGUUAAGCUGGUAGAAUGGAAUCAGUCACUAAUCUUUGUGUCCUAUCUUGACUGGGCCCAUAUAGGAGCAGCUUAGCUCUAAGGCCCAGAGAACUUUUAUUCCUUUUUGCUCCUUGAAGGAGAGGAAUUGAACUGGUGAAAACAGCGUCUUCUGCAGCAUGGGAAGAAGAAAAUAAAAAUCUCCUUUCCAACAA